This is a messenger RNA of Eleginops maclovinus (Patagonian blennie), 630 nucleotides long. Its product is annotated as histone H2B 1.2-like. The transcript has a single exon. NCBI's taxonomy places the organism in Eukaryota, Metazoa, Chordata, Actinopteri, Perciformes, Eleginopidae. The record is from RefSeq and is a predicted model, not a curated record. Gene Ontology annotation, cellular component: nucleosome. Bases 1 to 369 code for a protein of 122 amino acids. Gene Ontology annotation, molecular function: DNA binding; structural constituent of chromatin; protein heterodimerization activity.
AUGCCUGAGUCUGCCAAGAUAGCCAAGAAGGGCUCCAAGAAAGCCGUGUCUAAAGCCACCAAGACCGGCAAGAAGAGGAGAAAGUCCAGGAAGGAGAGCUACGCCAUCUACGUGUAUAAGGUGAUGAAGCAGGUGCACCCCGACACCGGCAUCUCCUCCAAGGCCAUGGGCAUCAUGAACUCCUUCGUGAGCGACAUCUUCGAGCGCAUCGCCGGGGAGGCCUCCCGUCUGGCUCACUACAACAAGCGCUCCACCAUCACCUCCAGGGAGAUCCAGACCGCAGUCCGCCUGCUGCUGCCCGGAGAGCUGGCCAAGCACGCCGUGUCUGAGGGCACCAAGGCUGUGACCAAGUACACCAGCUCCAAGUAAACCCGACAGACUCACAAACACAAUGGCUCUUUUAAGAGCUACCCACACAGACAAAGAGCUGCUUUCCGUCCACAUCAUGUCGAUAGUCAGAUAUGAUUUUGCUUACAGAAAUUAGUCUUGUCAAGCCCCUUUAUUGUUAUGCUACAAGUUACAUCCCGUUUCUCAUCGUUAAGAUAUACUAUUGAUAGUUUCGGUCCCAGAAGUAUGCAGACAUUCCUCAUAGAAUAUGAAAUAAACAGAACAGUAGACCACCCACACAGA